UGUUGUUAAUGAGUUUGGGUGUGUUAUAAACAUAAGUAAAAUCUCCGUGUUUUAAUACGAUAAAGCGGUCAAUUAAAAAUUUUAAUAUGCCUGUGGAAAUGGAGUUUGAUUAUGCCACGGCAACGGCAUCAAUGGAUAAAUUCUCCCAGGCGGACAUAAAUAUUUUACGAGAAUGGACUCAAAAACUUGAUAAAUCGAAGUAUGUGCCAAAGGAUUUGACUGAUAAACAAAUUGUUCUCUUCUACAACGCUUGCUAUGGGGACUUGGAUAAGACUAAAUCGUGCAUAGAACGAUACUAUGCCUGCAGAAAGAAUACUCCUGAAUUUUUCGACAACAGAAUUGUAAAUUCUUAUGAUCUGAAGCCGAGCGUCGAAGCCCUGGAGUUCUCGUUCCUGCCAGAGAAGUCGGUGAAGGGUUACGACAUCAUAUAUCACCGGCUGCACUACCUGGAGCCAUCCAAGUACUUCCUCGAGCCUGGCUGCAAGCUGCUCUUCAUGACAGUUGAUGCUUGUUUAAACAAGAGAGGACCUCAGCCUGGUUAUCUGUUCCUGUUUGACAUGAGAGGCGUUCGUCUAGGACAUCUCACCCGAGUUAGCUUAUCGUCCCUGCGCAAGUUUUUCACGUACAUCCAGGAGGCGAUGCCGGUGCGCAUGCGUGAAAUCCACGUGCUCAACACCGAGCCAAUCCUGGACAAGCUGCUGCUCCUCAUUCGGCCGUUCAUGGAUAAGAAGUUCUUUGACAUGAUUAAGUUCCACAAUAAGAAUGAAGAUUUGGAGAACUUCUACGAAACGGUUAUAUCACGGUCAGCGUUGCCCCCAGACUACGGCGGUACCUUGCCAGACACGCAGACAUUGCAUAAAAAGUGUAUUCAGACACUAGCGGCAAUGGAGCCCUAUUUCAAGGCAGAGGAGGCCCAAAGACAAGCAGCUAUACCUGAUAAGAAAAGGGAUAAGGCGUUAGAGAAAAACUUCAAGAGUUUGGAUAUAGAUUGAAGUAUAAAUCGUUUUUACGGUAGGUGUUAGUUGCUAUUAUAAUUGUUAAAAUGUCUAAGGGACUUAAUCGCGAAUAAAAUACCUACCUAUAUACUUAAAUACUCUAAGAUUUAAGAGAGAUAGGUACCUAUCUUACUGUCCAGACCAGAAUAUCACGUAUUGUAAUAAAGUUAAGUGCGAAUGUUAUUUUUUUAUGUGAAUUUAUU
This is a messenger RNA of Pectinophora gossypiella (pink bollworm), 1198 nucleotides long. RefSeq names its product alpha-tocopherol transfer protein-like. The coding region runs from base 87 to 992 and encodes 301 amino acids. Gene Ontology annotation, cellular component: membrane. The record is from RefSeq and is a predicted model, not a curated record. Gene Ontology annotation, molecular function: phosphatidylinositol bisphosphate binding. Lineage: Eukaryota; Metazoa; Arthropoda; Insecta; Lepidoptera; Gelechiidae. The transcript is spliced from 5 exons.